UUCGCUUUCUUCGGGCCUAAUAUUCAGCGGCCGGGUAGGCCUUGCCAGAGCCUCCUUUUCGUGCGGCCACCCGGGAUUCUUGCCCUGAUUUUCUGUCUGAGAGAUGGCCUCGCCGAGUCCCCCGCCACAGCCAAAGGGCUUGCUGACAUUUGAGGAUGUGGCUGUGUUUUUUACCCAGGAGGAGUGGGAUUAUCUGGAUCCAGCUCAGAGAAGCCUGUAUAAAGAUGUCAUGAUGGAGAAUUAUGGAAACCUGGUCUCACUGGAUGUUUUGAACAGAGAUAAGGAUGAGGAACCAACUGUGAAACAAGAAAUUGAGGAAAUUGAGGAAGAAAUGGAACCACAGGGUAUAAUAGUUACAAGAAUCAAAAGUGAAAUUGACCAGGAUCCCAUGCAUAGAGAAACCUUUGAACUUGUUGGUAGGUUAGAUAAACAAAGAGGAAUCUUCUUAUGGGAAAUACCAAGGGAAUCUUUGACCCAGGAACAAAGAAUGUUCAGAGGAAACACUAACAUUAUCCGUAAGAGACCAAAUUCAGAAGAGAAAUGUCAUAAAUGUGAAGAAUGUGGAAAGGGUUUUGUCCGUAAGGCUCAUUUCAUUCAACAUCAAAGGGUCCAUACUGGAGAGAAACCUUUCCAAUGUAAUGAAUGUGGGAAAAGUUUUAGUCGCAGUUCAUUUGUUAUUGAACAUCAGAGAAUUCACACCGGGGAAAGGCCCUAUGAGUGUAAUUACUGCGGAAAAACCUUUAGUGUGAGCUCAACCCUUAUUAGACAUCAGAGAAUCCACACUGGAGAGAGACCCUAUCAGUGUAAUCACUGUAAACAGAGCUUCAGCCAGCGAAGAAGCCUUGUUAAACAUCAAAGGAUUCACACAGGUGAGAAACCCCAUAAAUGUGGUGACUGUGGGAAAGCCUUCAGUUGGAAGUCACACCUGAUUGAACAUCAGAGAACACACACUGGUGAGAAACCCUAUCACUGUACCAAAUGUAAGAAAAGCUUUAGUAGAAAUUCUUUACUUGUUGAACAUCAGAGAAUUCACACUGGGGAAAGACCUCAUAAAUGUGGUGAAUGUGGGAAGGCCUUUAGAUUAAGUACAUAUCUUAUACAACACCAAAAAAUCCACACUGGUGAGAAACCUUUUCUUUGUAUUGAAUGUGGAAAAAGCUUCAGUCGGAGCUCAUUCCUUAUUGAACAUCAGAGGAUCCAUACAGGUGAAAGACCUUAUCAGUGCAAAGAGUGUGGGAAAAGCUUCAGUCAACUUUGCAACCUUACUCGUCAUCAGAGAAUUCACACAGGGGACAAACCCCAUAAAUGUGAGGAAUGUGGAAAAGCCUUUAGUAGAAGCUCAGGUCUUAUUCAGCACCAGAGAAUCCACACCAGAGAGAAGACUUAUUCAUACAAUGAAACCAAGGAAAGUUUUGACCCAAAUGGCGGUCUUGUUAUACAACAGGAAGUCUACCCUAAGGAAAAAUCUUAUAAAUGUGAUGAAUGUGGGAAAACUUUCAGUGUCAGUGCUCAUCUUGUGCAACAUCAAAGAAUCCACACUGGUGAAAAACCCUACCUAUGUACUGUAUGUGGGAAAAGCUUCAGUCGGAGCUCAUUUCUUAUUGAACACCAGAGAAUCCACACUGGAGAGAGACCCUAUCUUUGCAGACAGUGUGGCAAAAGUUUUAGUCAACUUUGUAAUCUUAUUCGACAUCAGGGUGUUCACACAGGUAAUAAACCCCAUAAAUGUGAUGAAUGUGGGAAGGCCUUUAGCCGGAACUCCGGCCUGAUUCAGCAUCAGAGAAUACAUACAGGAGAAAAACCUUAUAAGUGUGAGAAGUGCGACAAAAGUUUUAGUCAGCAGCGCAGCCUUGUCAACCAUCAGAAGAUCCAUGCAGAGGUGAAAAUUCAGGAAACCCAUGAAUGUGAUGCUUGUGGUGAAGCCUUCAAUUGCCGCAUUUCUCUUAUUCAGCAUCAAAAAUUGCAUGCUACAUGGAUGCAGUAA
This is a messenger RNA of Budorcas taxicolor (takin), 1984 nucleotides long. It is a transcript of the gene ZNF189, whose product is annotated as zinc finger protein 189. NCBI's taxonomy places the organism in Eukaryota, Metazoa, Chordata, Mammalia, Artiodactyla, Bovidae. Gene Ontology annotation, biological process: regulation of transcription by RNA polymerase II; positive regulation of reciprocal meiotic recombination. Gene Ontology annotation, cellular component: nucleus. Gene Ontology annotation, molecular function: histone H3K36 methyltransferase activity; DNA-binding transcription factor activity; histone H3K4 methyltransferase activity. The record is from RefSeq and is a predicted model, not a curated record. The coding region runs from base 104 to 1984 and encodes 626 amino acids. The transcript has 3 exons.